AUGGGAAGGAUCUUGAAGAUCCGAGCUGAGACGCAAGCCGAAGCGAUACUCCUCAGGAAGGAGAAGGCGGGGAAAGAGGCCAACACGGCGGCGGAUGAACGAUCCACAGCAAUUUCGUCCAGCCCACGAGGGAAAGGCUUCUUCGAGGCAUCGGUUGGCCACUUGUUCUGCACUUAUCAUACAGUGCCUCGCGGGCUGUCCCUCGUUGAUGCCUGUAAUUAUCGAUGCAACCGGUGGAGCCGGCAGCAUCAGAUUUCAAUUCAAUCUUCUGGAAAGGCUUUCCGCAUCUUCAUUGACGCUCAGAGCAAACUUCCACAUCUUCUGGUCUCUCCUCCACCCACCACAGAUCCCACCUACAGUUCCUGGCUCUCGUCUGAUUAUUGUGUUAUGACGUGGCUCCUCAACAGCACGGAACCACAGAUUAGUAGCAGUGUUAUGUUCUUAACCACUGCGAAGGAGAUGUGGGACAGCCUGAAGAUUAUGUACGGAAAUGAAAAGAAUGCUUCCCGUAUAUUUGAGAUUUAUGAGCGACUGUUUACGCUCAAACAGGGAGAUAGGUCAGUUCCGGAGUUCUUUGGUGAGUUAAAGGGACUGAUAGACGAACUGGAGAUGCAUCAGCCUGCAGUAGCUGAUGCGGCGAUGCUGUUGGGAUAUCGCCGUGACUUGGCAGUGUCCAAGUUUCUUUCUGGAUUGCACCCUAACUUGCAGUCCCAGGUGAGAGGACAGAUAUUGGGUGGAGAUAUCAUCCCCUCACUGACUGCUACAUUCUCCAGAGUCAUGCAGGUCUCUACUGGUGUUUCUUCUGAUACUUCUGCACCGUCUCCACCUUCAGUGGAUCAGUCUGCCAUGUUCUCUAGUAAAGGCAGAGGCUGCGGUCGUGGUCGUGGUCGUGGUCGUGAUUCUUUGGGAGGACGUGGCUCUUUUAGUGGGAGACAGGGUGAUUCUGAUAGGGGUUCACGUCAGUGUGGUCAUUGUGGGAGGAUCAAUCAUAUUUCUGAGAAAUGCUGGGAGAAGUUUGGUCGUCCUCAAUGGGCCCAAGUAGCCGAUGCCGAGUCGACUCGCUCACCUAUUUCUACUACUAUUUCUAGUAAUCCAGCUACUACUGUUCCUACUGUUCAGAUUUCUCAGGCAGAUUAUGAGAGGUUACGCCAGCUAGAGAUUUCUCAGAACAGUCAUUCGGCUACUCAUGCAUCCUCUUCAGGUAUGGAUGCUUACAUAGCUUCUUCUCACAAACCCUGGGAAAUAUUUUGUGUCUGCUGA
Molecule: messenger RNA, 1260 nt
Organism: Asparagus officinalis (garden asparagus)
Lineage: Eukaryota; Viridiplantae; Streptophyta; Magnoliopsida; Asparagales; Asparagaceae
Exons: 4
Coding region: 1-1260 (419 amino acids)
Source: RefSeq, a predicted model, not a curated record